Molecule: messenger RNA, 414 nt
Organism: Parnassius apollo (apollo)
Lineage: Eukaryota; Metazoa; Arthropoda; Insecta; Lepidoptera; Papilionidae
Source: the annotation of a GenBank genome assembly
AUGCGCGACAGAAUAAAGGUGAAACUCACAUCAUCAACUGCAGAUCAGCUGAUGCUACACGCACGGAAGGACUACCCGUUAGGUCAUAAUAUACUCUUAUUUGAUAUCAUAGAACCGCUGGCUCCGGACGGUAAAAAUAAUUCCACUGAGUUAAUAAUUGAAAAGAAAGAUUUCCAAAUUAAUGACGAUGCAAAAAACCAUGACUUUACAUUCAACACAAACGCAUCUGAAGACUACAAUGUGGCACAAGAAGUUAUUAUACAUACAAGUUUGGAAGAUCACAAUUACUCACGAUUCCAACAUCAGUUGAAAAUGCACUCCUCAGCAUUAUUAUUGGAAGAAAAAUCACUUCCUGAGGAAAAAAAUUUAACGCAAGAUGAAAACUCUAUUGUCAAAACUGAAACAGUUGAAUAG